AUGGUACCUUUCAAGUUGACGAAAAAAGUGUCCACGGAUACGGAUUCCUCGGUGAUUUCAGCCCAGAGUUUGCCUAGAGCGAUGCCCUUCAUGGACAACCAAAACGGUACGCGAAUAAUAACCCCUUCAGCGCCUCCAAAUCAACAAAGAAAUAUAUCAGGGGCGUCAACCGCUUUACCUUCGCCAAUGGAGCGCCAAGAUGCAGGGAAAUACGUCUGGAACAGGAUCAAACUAAAGAACUCUCCGUUCCCCCGUUAUCGUCAUUCCGCCUCACCUAUUGUUACAAACGAUAAUAGGAUUUUUGUGACUGGUGGACUUCACGAUCACUUAGUGUAUGGUGACACUUGGCAGUUAUCUGCUAAUUUGGAUGGCACUAGCUUUGUUUCCAAGACAAUUCAGAUUGGUCAGAACACGCCCCCUCCCAGAGUGGGCCAUGCUUCUACCAUUUGCGGCAAUGCCUUUGUAGUAUUUGGAGGUGAUACACACAAGCUCAAUAUGAAUAAAUUGUUGGAUGAUGAUCUCUAUCUUUUCAACAUUAAUUCUUAUAAGUGGACGAUACCGCAGCCUGUCGGCACUAGACCUUUGGGUAGGUAUGGCCAUAAAAUCUCUAUUAUUGCUAACAAUCCGAUGCAAACCAAAUUGUAUCUUUUUGGUGGACAGAUUGAUGAAACUUAUUUCAAUGAUCUAGCCAUGUUCGAUUUGUCAUCGUUUCGUAGGCCAAAUUCCCAUUGGGUAUUUUUGAAACCUAUUAGUACUGUACCCCCUGCUGUGACAAACCAUACGAUGGUAACAUUUGAUAACAAAUUAUGGGUAUUUGGUGGGGAAACUCCAAAGACGUUAAGCAAUGAAACAUUUUGUUACGAUCCAGUACAAAAUGACUGGUCUAAAAUCCAAACGACGGGCGAAACGCCUCCACCAAUACAAGAGCAUGCUAGUGUGGUAUAUAAACAUUUAAUGUGCAUAUUUGGCGGCAAGGACAUCGAUAACGCAUAUUCUAAUGAUGUUUAUUUCUUAAAUUUGAUAACAUUCAAAUGGUACAAACUUCCUCGUAUCAAGGAGGGAUUACCUAAAGAACGAUCUGGCCAUUCUUUAACGUUAAUAAAAAAUGACAAGCUUGUUAUCAUGGGUGGUGAUAAGUUCGAUUAUGCUAGUUCAAGUGUUCACGAUCUACAUACUUCAUCCACUGAUCAAGGCGAAGGAACGUUAUUGUAUACCCUCGAUUUGUCGCAUCUAGGUGACCUUUGUCCGGGGAUAAUGGGCGAAUCGCUAUACAACGAAGGUGACAUUUCAAAUUUUCCUUAUGGAAAAUCCGCGAACUCAAACUCAGUUGGAAAUGAAAACCAAGAGAUGAUAAAUAUCCUCACACCUAAAUUACCCAAUCUUAAGACUUUCAGCCCAAGUGAUGUCACCGGGGCCACCGGAAGUAACUUUACCGAUGCAGGGGUCCAAAUGAGUAAAACGCGACACGAUAAAGAGGAAGAAAGGUCACAGCCUUGCGAAAUCGACGAAACUACAAAAUCUGAAUUUUCACUUCCUGAUGAUAAAUUUGCCUUUAUUAACAAAAGGGCUGCAUAUAAUACCGAAAAUAUCAAAAAUAAUGCUCCUAUUCUGCAAGGUUUGGCAAUAGAUACAAAAGAAUACAAUCCUCCUUCAUUCAAAGAAACGCAAAACGACAAAGUAAUUCUCAGGAGUAUAUAUGAUGAAUUGUCUUCGGAAAUCCAAUCAUUGCACCUUGAAACGCAACAGAAAGAACUUGAAACUGCUAGGCAUAUUUCCGAAUUAGAGAAAGAAGUUCAAAGAUUAAUGAUAAUAAAAGAGGCUUCGAAAGACUCUAAUUUCCAGAUGGCACGAUUCAAGAAUUUAGAAAUUCAAAAGACUUUCUUGGAAUCUAGAAUUCAAGAUUUACUAGAGUUAGUAGAAAAGAAACUUUCUCAAGCACAAGAAAUUAAUAGUGAAAUUGCAAUUCGGAAUACAAAACUGGAAGCAUACUUUGAAGAGAGCGAUACUGAAAAGGAGCUUAUCGACUUGGAGAGGAAGUGUGACAUUCUGAAGAGUCAAAAUGAAAAACUCAAACGAAACGCAGAAAAUGGGAAUGCCAAACUUCCCAGUCGCAUGACAGGUUUAUCCAGCCGUUUGAAUCAAUUAUUGGCGAUGGGGCCGAUCAACGCUGCAACACCUUCGAACGAAAGAGAUAAAAAAAUUGAAGGGGUCGAACCGUUGAGAAAAAUGGACAGGAUAAUAGAUGAAAUACACGAAACAGCUAAAAUAAAAAACGAAUUGAUGAAUAAAAAACAAAAGUUAACCGGUGAAAAGACUGCUUUACAAGCUGAUCUUCUGGCUAAGAACGAUAAGCUGGAAGCGUUAAAAAAAAUAUUUGACGGAAGUUCAAAAUCAAUGUUAUUGACCCAGAAGGCUAUUGACUUGUCACGAUCAGAGCGUGAAAAAUACAAGCAAUGCACCGAUGAUUUGCAGCAACAAAUCGACAAAUUGAAAAACGAACAAACUGGACAACAGGAACGACAUAGUACUGUCGCCUAUAGCAAUUCAGACACAAUCCACAGAAUGAAACUCAACAAUCUCAAGACUGAGCUAUAUAUCUCGAAAGAAGAUAGAGACACUCUCAAAGAAGAAGUGUUAAUUUUGAAGAAAAGACUCUACACUCUUCAAACACAACAAUCUCAGUAA
Molecule: messenger RNA, 2685 nt
Organism: Saccharomyces eubayanus
Lineage: Eukaryota; Fungi; Ascomycota; Saccharomycetes; Saccharomycetales; Saccharomycetaceae
Gene: KEL2
Product: Kel2p
Exons: 1
Coding region: 1-2685 (894 amino acids)
Molecular function (GO): protein binding
Source: RefSeq, a predicted model, not a curated record